CACAACUCAAUUACUACUCAUGCAUUCGCCUAACAUAAUCCUUCUCGUUUAUACAGCUCGGGAUUCACUAUAAUUGCGAAAACAUGUAUACAGAGUUCAUGAAAAAGCGACAAGAGAGUAACUACAGAGGAAGAUGAACCUUCUAGAACAAUGCUGACGGCUUCGACGGAGAAGAGAAGUAAAUGAGAGUAGAGGAGAGGUAUUCGCGGGGAAAAGAUAAUCUGGAGAUAGGGAGAAGGUUCGCGAAAAUGGAGCUUGAAGGUUUAAAUGAUCUUGGACGGUAUUUUAUAGUGUUUGCUUGAGGGUAUAUUGGUCAUAAGAAGAACUAUGGCCCGCUAAGAUAUUGAAAUUUGAUAAUUUUGAUUUUCUAAAAAUAUCAAUUUGAGAUGCCCUACUGUCUUCUUAUCUUUGAAAAGUCUCUGUAGUCUCGUCUCUCCUCCUCAAAUUUGCCACAAUAUUAGCAGCUAAGGGCUUUCAUAGUUUUCUGCGGAAUCAUGGCAAUGACUAUAACCACAGCAAUGGCAUCACCCUCCCGCCGGCUGCUUAUCAACUCACAACAUAGUACCCUCAUCACUAUCCCCAAAAAUGUGGCAAUUUUCCCAGCAACAACAGCAGUUACAAAUCAGGGGUUAUUGAAUCUGAACCACUCUGUAUUCUCCCAAGUAUCCCUAAGACCUUUGGUGAAACCAGUAUGCGCUGCUGGUUCAGGGCUAGAGGCAGAUUUGGGUGAUGAUGAGUCUUUAAUACGCGUUAAAAAUGCAAAGAUAGUUGUUGAAUCGGAAGAUGAUGACAAGAUACAAGUGAGAGUAGAUGUGAAUGAAGAAGAUACGAGAAUAGUUUUCGAGAAAGUUUUGACAAAUUUAGCAAAAUCAGCCCCACCUGUUCCUGGCUUCCGCAGGGAGAAAGGAGGGAAAACAUCUAAAGUUCCAAGGGACUUUCUACUGCAGAUACUUGGUGAAGAACGCGUUACUAAUUUUGUAAUACGAGAAAUUGUUACCUCAACUCUUGCUGAUUAUGUGAAGAAGGAGAAUUUGACAGUGAAGGAUAACAAGAUUAGCACCACACAAACUGCGGAUGAACUCAAAUCAUCAUUUGCUCCGGGAACUCAAUUCGGAUUCAAUGCCAUCUUAGAGCUUGAAAAAUCGAAAGCUGAAGCCACCACAUAAACCCCAUAGAAGAUGUGAAGCUUUUAUCACUGUUUUUAAUCUCUUAGAAUGACUUGUUAGUAUAGAAUCAGUAGUUCUUGAGGCCAAUAGAUUGAAGAACCCUAAAAGCUAUUAAUUACUGUUUGGCGUAUUACUGGUUAAACUUGAAAUUGAAUUGUGAUUUCCGUAAUCUAUUGAAAUUGAAUUGUGAUUUCAGUUGGCA
Molecule: messenger RNA, 1368 nt
Organism: Capsicum annuum
Lineage: Eukaryota; Viridiplantae; Streptophyta; Magnoliopsida; Solanales; Solanaceae
Exons: 1
Coding region: 495-1166 (223 amino acids)
Biological process (GO): protein unfolding; protein transport; 'de novo' cotranslational protein folding
Molecular function (GO): ribosome binding; protein folding chaperone; peptidyl-prolyl cis-trans isomerase activity
Source: RefSeq, a predicted model, not a curated record